CCCAGGCGCGGGAAGCAAAGCAUGCUGGGAGAUGGAGUCCGGAGGCGGCCCCGCUCAAUUCACGGGCGGAAAUGGCUCCGGGCUCCUCCCAUCUACCCGCUUUCGCCCAAUCCUCGCAGCCCUCAGAGAGCCAACCAACGGCUGUCUCGAGGUUUCCCCGCGAGAGGGGUUUACUAAUAUCCUGGAGGGGGAAGGAGCAAACCUCUGGGUAAAGUGUAGUUGUGCGACAGGGUUCCAAGCUUGACAUUUUCCGCCGGAAGAGAACUGUUGAGGUCGGGAUUCCAAGCCGCGAGGCAAGAUGCUCAAGUCCAGGACUUUCUUAAAAAAGACGCGGGCGGGCGGCGUGAUGAAGAUCGUGCGCGAGCACUACUUGCGAGACGACAUAGGCUGCGGUGCGUCUGGAUGCGCGGCGUGCGGAAGUGCGCACGAGGGGCCGGUCCUCGAGCCGCAGCCCCUGGAUCGGGUUAGCAGCCUCUGCCCGCAGCCGCACUACUUGCUGCCGGACACCAACGUGCUGCUCCACCAGAUUUUAAUGUCUGGAGGUCGGGGACCUGGGCUUCUGUGGCCUCCAGCCUGCGACCCCCAGGCAGCUUAUUGAUGUCCUUGAGGACCCUGCCAUCAGGAAUGUCAUUGUGCUACAAACAGUUCUCCAAGAAGUGAGAAAUCGGAGUGCUCCGGUAUAUAAACGAAUCCGAGAUGUGACUAAUAACCAGGAGAAGCAUUUCUAUACAUUUACUAACGAGCACCAUAGAGAAACUUAUGUAGAACAAUUACAGGGAGAAACUUCUAAUGACAGGAAUGAUAGAGCCAUUCGAGUAGCAGCAAAGUGGUACAAUGAACAUUUGAAGAAAAUGUCGGCAGAGAAUCAGCUGCGAGUUAUCUUCAUAACCAAUGACAGGAAAAACAAAGAGAAAGCCAUCGAAGAAGGGAUACCAGCUUUCACUUGUGAAGAAUAUGUAAAAAGCCUAACUGCUAACCCCGAACUCAUAGAUCGUCUUGCUUGUUUGUCUGAAGAAGGGAAUGAAAUAGAUAGUGGAAAAAUAAUAUUUUCAGAGCAUCUUCCAUUAAGUAAGCUACAACAAGGCAUAAAAUCUGGUGCAUACCUUCAAGGGACAUUUAGAGCUAGCAGGGAAAAUUACUUAGAAGCUACAGUAUGGGUUCAUGGUGACACUGAAGACAAUAAAGAGAUAAUCUUACAAGGACUUAAAAAUUUAAACCGAGCUAUUCAUGAAGAUAUUGUGGCUGUGGAGCUUCUUCCGAAGAAUCAGUGGGUAGCACCAUCUUCUGUGGUUUUACUUGACGAAGGUCAAAAUGAAGAUGAUAUGGAGAAAGAAGAGGAGAGAGAAUGCAUUCUUAAGACUGCUGUAAGUGAAAAAAUGUUAAAGCCUACAGGUAGAGUUGUUGGAAUAAUAAGAAGGAACUGGAGACCAUAUUGUGGCAUGCUUUCCAAGUCUGAUAUUAAAGAGUCAAGAAGACAUCUCUUUACUCCUGCUGAUAAGAGAAUCCCUAGAAUUCGGAUAGAAACCAGAAAGGCGUCUACAUUAGAAGGGCAGAGAAUUAUUGUUGCUAUUGAUGGUUGGCCCAGAAAUUCCAGAUAUCCAAAUGGGCACUUCGUAAAAAAUUUAGGUGAAGUCGGAGACAAAGAGACUGAAACGGAAGUUUUGUUACUUGAGCAUGAUGUUCCCCAUCAGCCUUUCUCACAGGCUGUUCUUAGCCUUCUACCAAAGAUGCCCUGGAGCAUCACUGAGAAGGACAUGAAAAACAGAGAAGACCUGAGACAUCUGUGUGUUUGUAGUGUGGACCCCCCAGGAUGUACUGAUAUAGAUGAUGCUCUCCAUUGUAGAGAACUUGAAAAUGGAAAUUUGGAGGUUGGUGUUCAUAUUGCUGAUGUUAGCUAUUUUAUUAGACCAGGAAAUGCAUUGGAUCAAGAAUCAGCUAGAAGGGGAACAACUGUGUAUCUUUGUGAAAAGAGGAUUGACAUGGUUCCAGAGUUGCUUAGCUCUAACUUAUGUUCCCUAAGAUCUAACGUUGACAGGUUGGCAUUUUCAUGUAUUUGGGAAAUGAAUCACAAUGCAGAAAUCUUAAAAACAAGGUUUACCAAAAGUGUCAUUAAUUCAAAGGCUUCCCUUACAUAUGCUGAAGCUCAGAUGAGAAUUGAUUCAGCAACCAUGAAUGAUAGUAUUACUACUAGUCUCCGUGGACUAAAUAAACUAGCUAAAAUUUUGAAAAAAGGAAGAAUUGAAAAUGGGGCUUUGACUCUUUCUUCUCCAGAAGUUCGAUUCCACAUGGACAGUGAAACUCAUGAUCCUAUAGAUCUGCAGACCAAGGAACUCAGAGAAACAAAUUCCAUGGUGGAAGAAUUUAUGUUACUUGCCAACAUCUCUGUUGCAAAAAAAAUUCACGAAGAAUUUCCUGAGCAUGCUCUGCUUCGAAAACAUCCUGCCCCUCCUCCAUCAAAUUACGAAAUUCUUGUUAAGGCAGCUAAAUCCAAGAAUUUGGAAAUUAAAACUGAUACAGCCAAGGCUUUGGCUGACUCUUUGGACCGGGCUGAUUCACUUACCUUCCCAUAUCUAAACACCCUGUUAAGAAUAUUGGCAACUCGCUGCAUGAUGCAAGCUGUGUACUUCUGCUCUGGAAUGGAUACUGAUUUUCAUCACUAUGGCUUAGCGUCCCCAAUAUACACACAUUUUACUUCACCCAUCCGAAGAUACGCAGACAUCAUCGUUCAUCGGUUAUUGGCUGUGGCUGUCGGGGCUGACUGCACUUACCCAGAGUUGACAAACAAACACAAGCUUGCAGAAUUAUGUAAAAAUCUCAAUUUUCGGCACAAAAUGGCACAGUACGCUCAGCGUGCAUCUGUGGCUUUUCAUACCCAGUUAUUUUUCAAAAGCAAAGGAAUAGUAAGUGAAGAAGCUUAUAUUCUAUUUGUGAGAAAGAAUGCUCUUGUGGUGUUAAUUCCAAAGUAUGGAUUAGAAGGUACAGUGUUUUUUGAAGAAAAGGACAAACCAAAGCCACGGCUUACUUACGAUGAUGAGAUACCAUCACUUAAAAUAGAAGAUACAGUGUUUCAUAUAUUUGAUAAAGUUAAAGUGAAAAUCAUGUUAGACUCAUCUAAUCUUCAGCAUCAGAAGAUCCGAAUGUCCCUGGUAGAACCACAGAUACCAGGAAUAAGCGUUCCUACUGAUACUUCAAACAUGGAGAUUAGUGAACCAGAGACAAAGAAGAAGAAGCUUCAAAAAUAGCUACAGUCAAGAAAAAAAAAGCUUCAAAGAUUGGUUUCCUUAAAAAAAAAAUCUUGAGGGAACACUUGUAAACCUAAGAAGUGUGUGAUAGUUUGUUACUUCUAAGCACAUUUUAAUAAUUUUUGAAAUUUGCAUUUUUAUUGAACUGUUGACUGUGUCUGUCCCAUCAUACUACUUCCUUUCUGGAUUGAACAGAACUAUUUAUGCAGAAAAAUUCGAUUGAAUAACCAUCACUUAAAUAGUGACAGGAUAACAACUUGAGGGAUCUGUAAAGAUCAUUUAAAGGGAGCACUCAUCUGCUCACUGAAGAGGAGAUGAAUUUUGCAUAAGUAAUUUGAUUAUCUACUAUUGAUAGAAAAAAACUGUAAUUUUCCUAUGGAGAAAAUAUAACAUUUUUAGAAGGAACAGUCUAUUCUUUCUGAGUCUUGAAAGCUGUCAGUGUGUGGUACGGCAGUUUUUAGAUUUCAAGACAGUGAAGUCAGGAGCUGUCAGGGACUUCAGCAUUUAAUCUCCUUUGCCACCUUUAAUUUACCUGACUUAUACUAAGUGUUCCUGUACUGUUAAAAAGCCUCCUGCAUUUUAUUAGUGGUUCUUGAACAGCUGUGAAUGUUUGGGAAUUGGGUGUUGAAGGAAGGUGAAGUAGAAUAUUUUGAUCUAACUGGAAAAAUAGUUUUUUUUUAAUACCAGAUAAUAAGUGUGAUCAUCAUCCUUGACCUUCAGCUCAAAUAUCUCCCCGAAAAUAAGGCAUUAGGGUUCAAAGAAAGAAUAGAGAUGGCCCUUUAAACAUCACAUCGUGUUACUUAUAAAAUAAGGAGGCAAUUAAUAAUGGCUUUUAAAUUGCAUAUAUAUCAGACUAUGGAGGAAAGGAGGGGUUGCAUGAGGACAUUAAAGGGAACAGAUUGAAGUACUGCUA
Messenger RNA from Aethalodelphis obliquidens (Pacific white-sided dolphin), 4155 nucleotides. It is a transcript of the gene DIS3, whose product is annotated as DIS3 exosome endoribonuclease and 3'-5' exoribonuclease. Gene Ontology annotation, biological process: rRNA catabolic process; nuclear mRNA surveillance of mRNA 3'-end processing. Gene Ontology annotation, molecular function: 3'-5'-RNA exonuclease activity; RNA binding; endonuclease activity. Bases 852 to 3242 code for a protein of 796 amino acids. The transcript has 22 exons. NCBI's taxonomy places the organism in Eukaryota, Metazoa, Chordata, Mammalia, Artiodactyla, Delphinidae. Gene Ontology annotation, cellular component: cytoplasmic exosome (RNase complex); nuclear exosome (RNase complex). The record is from RefSeq and is a predicted model, not a curated record.